UCGUGGGUUGGUUGGUUGGCUGGCUGGCUGGUCGGGUCGCCUUCUUCCUUGGCAGCCGGGUCGGGUCGGAGCCAGGACGAGCGGUUCUAGGUCUUCGCUUGCUUAGCUGCUGCUGCUGCUUCAUCACCAUCGUCUUCCUCAUCUUCUUGUUCUUCGCCCACUUCCCAAGGCCCCACAGAGGCUCUGAUCGGGAUCUGUAUGGAGCCCCAACGUUAAAGGGGGACCAGGGAGCCCGCAGCCUCCCCCCACCUCUUUGCCCCCCAACUGGGCACGCGGAGGAGGAGGAGGAGGAGGAGGAGAGCAGCCAGCUGCGCCAUCGUCGCCAGGAAAAGGGGGGCAGGGGAUGCGACGACCACGACGACCCCCACUUUGCUUCUAAAGACCUGAGCACCCACCCUGCCAUUCACUGAAGCAUGAACAUUGGACAUGGCCACCCGCCGAUGCACUCGGAAGCCUCUGCUGGCACCUGGAGUCUCUAGAAUGGUGUGGAAGCAUCUCGUCCUCUUCUUCCUCUGGCUGCCAUCCCUGGUUUGGGGCGGAGCCUCUCCCACCUCCUGCCCGGCGGCUUGUUCCUGCAGCAACCAAGCCAGCCGGGUCAUCUGUACGCGCCGGGAGCUGGUGGAAGUGCCUGAGAGCAUUUCGAUCAACACGCGGUACCUCAACUUGCAGGAGAACACCAUCCAGGUCAUAAAGACGGACACUUUCAAGCACCUUCGUCAUCUCGAGAUUCUGCAGCUCAGCAAGAACCUCAUCCGUAAGAUUGAGGUCGGCGCCUUCAAUGGCUUGCCUAACCUCAACACUCUGGAGCUCUUUGACAACCGGCUGACCACUGUCCCCACGCAGGCCUUUGAGUACCUCUCCAAGUUGCGGGAGCUGUGGCUGAGGAACAACCCCAUCGAGAGCAUCCCUUCCUAUGCCUUCAACCGAGUCCCUUCCUUGCGCCGAUUGGACCUCGGAGAGCUCAAGAAGCUAGAGUACAUCUCGGAGGCGGCUUUCGAAGGCUUGGUCAACCUGCGCUACCUGAACCUGGGCAUGUGCAACCUGAAGGACAUCCCAAACUUGACGGCCCUAGUGCGGCUGGAGGAACUGGAGCUAUCUGGGAAUCGCUUGGACAUGAUCCGGCCGGGCUCCUUCCAAGGGCUGACCAGCCUUCGCAAAUUGUGGUUGAUGCAUGCCCAGGUGGCCACCAUCGAACGCAAUGCCUUCGACGACCUCAAGUCCUUGGAGGAGCUCAAUCUCUCCCACAACAACUUGAUGUCCUUGCCGCACGAUCUCUUUACUCCCUUGCACCGCCUGGAGCGUGUCCACCUCAACCACAACCCUUGGCACUGCAAUUGCGACGUGUUGUGGCUCAGCUGGUGGCUCAAGGAGACAGUGCCCAAUAACACAACCUGCUGCGCCCGGUGCCAUGCCCCACCGAACCUCAAAGGCCGGUAUAUUGGAGAACUGGAUCAAAGCCAUUUCACCUGCUAUGCCCCAGUUAUAGUGGAGCCCCCCACUGACCUUAAUGUGACUGAGGGGAUGGCGGCUGAGCUGAAAUGUCGGACAGGGACCUCCAUGACAUCGGUCAACUGGCUGACACCCAAUGGGACACUGAUGACACAUGGUUCCUACCGGGUGCGCAUCUCAGUCCUCCAUGACGGCACACUCAAUUUCACCAAUGUGACAGUCCAAGACACAGGACAGUACACCUGCAUGGUGACCAAUUCAGCUGGCAACACCACCGCUUCGGCUACCCUCAAUGUCUCCGCUGUGGACCCAGCCACCACAGGAUACACCUACUUUACGACAGUGACUGUGGAGACCAUGGACUCAAGUCAAGAGGAAUCCAUUCCCACAAAGAAGGAGCCCGGGCCAACCCCAUCACAGGGCUGGGGCAUGACUUAUUCCACCACGUCCUUGACCCCGCGCAGCACCCGUAGCACCGAGAAGCCAUUCACCAUCCCAAUCACUGACGUAGCGGAGAGUGGCAUGAAGGACCUGGACGACGUCAUGAAGACCACGAAGAUCAUCAUCGGCUGCUUCGUGGCCAUCACCUUCAUGGCCGCCGUCAUGCUCAUCGUCUUCUACAAGCUCCGCAAGCAACACCAACUUCACAAGCACCACGGCCCCACGCGUACCAUUGAGAUCAUCAACGUCGAAGACGAGCUGCCCGCGGCGGCCGGGGCUCCCGGCGACAGCCACCUGGCGCUCCCCGCCAUCGAACACGACCACCUCAACCACUACGCUGCUUUCAAGGCCCACUACAACAACAACAGCGGCGGCGGACCGCUCACCUGUGGCUCCAAGAACCCCAUGCUCAAUUCCAUCCACGAACCUCUCUUGUUCAAGAGCAGCUCGAAAGAGAACGUCCAAGAGACACAGAUAUGACGGCCGAGAGACCCAGGCGACGGGAAAUACUUGCGUGGUGGGAGGGUGGCAGUGAAUUCGUACAUGUGGUGGGGAGAAUGUUGAGGAACAGCUCCUUGACCCUCCCCACACACACAAAAAACACACACACACAGAUCUUUCCACCACCGUGGCAGAUCUUGGAUGCCAAGUUCCCAGCGGACACCUUUGGUUCUCACCAAUUUAGCCUUUUACGUUCUCUUCUUUUUUCUUUUGCAGAACAAGGUACUACUCUCACCCUCUGCCUGACCUUCCCCCCCCUUUCUUUUCUUUUCUCCCCUCUUUUUUCUUUACUUAUUUUUCUACCGUUCUCCCUUUACAUUGGAGACUUUUUUUUAUACAGAUGGGGCUGUUUCUGUAUCCAACUACCUGCUGUAUUACUUUAAAAAGAAAGAAAGAAAGAAAGAAAAGGAAGAGAGAAAACAACAAAAGAAGAAAGGAAGGAUCACCCGGAUUUGUUUUCCUUUUGACGUCAUGGGAAUAAACUUUAGGAAGAAAAAGAAACCCAAGCGAAAUGGGAGAGGAGGAGGAGGGGGGGAAUCUUAUUUUGAGCUGCUUUCCGUCAAAAUUCUAUUUUCAUCCAAACAGGAUAUACAAAAUAAAUAAAUUAAAUUAAAGAGACGGAAGGUCAUGGUGGUGCCAGGGUUCCCCCCCCCCUUUGGAGCACGUGGGGAUGCCAGGCGCACAGGGUUCGGGGGAAUUUUUUAUGACUAGUAUUAUUACUAUGGGAUGGCAGGCAUGGCCGGUGUGCCCCCCAAGAGACACAGGGGCGUGGAGGUAUUUUUUAAUUUGUAAUAAUCUGGGGGUGGGGAUGUGGGAUUUGGUGGGGACUGCACUUCCGGCCGCAAAAAAAAAGAAAAAAGAAAAAAAGGCCUGUUGAUUCCCUUGGCAUUUUGGGGUCUGGUCUGAGUUUCCUAUUUUAAUAAAA
Molecule: messenger RNA, 3316 nt
Organism: Elgaria multicarinata webbii
Lineage: Eukaryota; Metazoa; Chordata; Lepidosauria; Squamata; Anguidae
Gene: LRRC4B
Product: leucine rich repeat containing 4B
Exons: 2
Coding region: 427-2370 (647 amino acids)
Biological process (GO): positive regulation of synapse assembly; regulation of presynapse assembly; regulation of postsynaptic density assembly
Cellular component (GO): glutamatergic synapse; plasma membrane; postsynaptic density membrane
Molecular function (GO): signaling receptor binding
Source: RefSeq, a predicted model, not a curated record